UUGUGAAGAGCGAUUCAGACAACCACACAAGUCCAUAACCUGCUGUAGAAGACUGCCAGAACCUCGGAUCAAAACGGGAGACAACAUGGCGUCGGACUCUCCACGCAGACCGAGUCGCUGUGCUGGAGGGGUUCUGGUGCGAGCACAAGCUGCUACGGAGCAGUCUUACAUGGAAAGUGUGGUGACUUUCCUGCAAGAUGUGGUUCCUCAGGCGUAUACUGGGGCUCCGCCGACUGAUGAAAAAGAAAAAAUAAUUUGGGUUCGAUUUGAGAAAGCUGACAUCAACGACACUGCCAGGAAUCCAGAGUUUAUGGAGAUGCACAGCGGCACCAGUGAUCCUCCCCUCUGCCUCAUGAUUGGCUACACUGACGGGAUGCAGAUCUGGAGUUUAUCAUUGGCAGGGGAGGCCCAAGAACUGUUCUCUGUGCGCCAUGGUCCAGUGAGAGCUGCUCACAUUCUACCCUCCCCUCAUAUCAGUCCUGUGAAGAUCGACAGUUUUGCUGACAAGAGGCCCCUGCUGGGGGUUUGCAAGAGCACAGGGUCCUCUGGGACGAGUCCCCCUUACUGCUGUGCUGACCUGUACUCUCUACGGACAGGGGAAAUGGUUAAAUCAAUUCAAUUCAAGACACCCAUCUAUGAUCUACACUGCAACAAACAUAUUCUUGUUGUCAGCCUACAAGAGAAGAUUGCAGCAUUUGACAGCUGCACUUUCACCAAGAAGUUCUUUGUUACAAGCUGCUAUCCCUGUCCUGGCCCCAGCCUCAAUCCAAUUGCUUUAGGAAGCCGCUGGCUGGCCUAUGCUGAGAACAAGUUGAUCAGAUGUCACCAGUCUCGCGGAGGAGCUUGUGGUGACAAUGCACAGUCCUAUACAGCUACAGUGAUCAACGCUGCCAAAACUUUAAAGACAGGCCUGACCAUGGUGGGGAAGGUUGUAACCCAGUUGGCAGGCACCCUACCAGCAGGCACUCCAGACGAGGAGGGCACACCUCACAGCGCGUGCCGCCGCAGCCCCCACAACCCCGGCGUGGUCACCAUCAUUGACACACACAGUGUUGGAGAAGGACAGGUCUUGGUGAGUGAGGACUCGGACGGAGAGGGAGUUGUGGCUCACUUCCCAGCUCAUGACAAACCCAUAUCCUGCAUGCAAUUCAACCCCAGUGGAAUGCUGCUAGUGACCGCCGACACCCUGGGCCACGAUUUUCACGUCUUCCAGAUCCUCACCCACCCGUGGGCGUCCUCGCAGAGUGCCGUUCACCAUCUCUACACACUGCACCGCGGGGAGACCGAGGCCAAGGUCCAGGACAUGUGUUUCAGCCAGGACAGUCGCUGGGUAGCCAUCAGCACCCUCCGUGGCACCACCCACGUCUUUCCCAUCAACUCGUACGGCGGUGCGCCCUGCGCUCGCACGCACAUGUCCCCUCGCGUCGUCAACCGCAUGUCUCGCUUCCAAAAGAGCGCCGGGCUGGAGGAGAUCGAGCAGGAGCUGAACAGGGCGGCCGCCUUAGGAGGAGGAGCUGGAGGAGGAGGCAUAGGAGGAGGCGGCUGCAUCCUGGGCGGAGGAGGAGGCAUCGGGGGCCGCUGUAGCCCCAUACCUGGUCUGUCCAGCAGUCCGUCGGGGUCGCCGCUGCACGUCAAGCUGAGCAGCCAGGAUUCAUACAACAACUUCACCAAUAACAACAUGGGGAACCCACGGCUGUCCCCUCUGCCCAGCCUCACUGUGGUGCUCCCUCUGGCUCAGAUCAAACAGCCCAUGACCCUGGGCACCAUCACCAAGCGCAGCGGCAAAGCUAAGCCGCCCCCUCAGAUCUCACCAAGCAAGUCCAGUGGGGGAGAGUUCUGUGUGGCCGCCAUCUUUGCCUCAUCUCGGUCUUGGUUCAUCACCAACCCCAACAUAAAAAGAGAUAAAGAUCAGUCUAGGCAGUCGGUGGUCGACUCACUGUACAUCCUCAGUUGCUACGGUAACUUGGUGGAGCAUGUUUUAGAGCCUCGGCCAAUAAGUACCGCUCAAAAGAUAAGCGAUGAUACACCUUUGGAGCUCAGCACCUGCCCAAGAGCCUGCUGGACUCUAGCCAGAACUCCACAGUGGAAUGAGCUGCAGCCGCCCUUCAACUCCAACCAUCCCCUGGUGUUGGCCUCUGACCUGGUGCAGUACUACCAAUAUCUACUGGCUGCAAUGCCCCCGGGGAGUCCAGGGCCAAUCACACGUCACGAGUCAUCAGACAGCCUGGCGUCUGACCAAAGCGGACAGGACGACGAGGAGUGGCUCUCUCAGGUGGAGAUCGUGACCCAUACAGGGCCCCACCGGCGCCUGUGGAUGGGCCCCCAGUUUCAGUUUAAGACCAUCCACCCUUCAGGUCAGACCACGGUCAUCUCAUCCUCCUCCUCGGUGCUUCAGUCCCAAGGCCCCACUGAUGUCCAGCAGCCUCUCUUGGACUUCGACACGGACGACCUGGACCUCCACAGUCUCAGGAUCCAGCCGGUGCGCUCAGAGCCAGUCAGCAUGCCCGGCUCAUCACGGCUGGUGGCUGAUCGUCGAGGACAGUCCAACAUCAUGGAUCCGGGAUCUGGACCUUUCGAUGGGCGCGGUGUGACCCUGCUGGAGGUAUGUGGCAGCUGGCCCGAGAGCUUCGGCGUGCCGCGACACAUCGUGGGCUCAGCGGACGCCAGCGACGAAGGCCUCCGCGAGAGACUGGCCGACGCCAUGUCCGAGUCCCCCUCCAGAGAUAUAGUGGGAUCUGCUACAGAGCUGCAGAGGGAGGGCAGCAUCGAGACCCUCAGCAACAGCUCGGGUUCCACCAGCGGCAGCAUCCCGCGCAACUUCGAGGGCUACCGCUCUCCUCUGCCCACCAACGAGAGCCAGCCGCUCAGCCUCUUCCCCACCAACUUCCCCUAGGAGUCCCACCUCUCCUUCAGGAAGAACCAUCACCACCACCGUCCAGCCCACCCACAUAUCUGCCCCCCCCCCCUAAAAUACCCACUCGCCCACCUCAUCUGUUCACACACACAGCAUCACACUGACACACUGAUGUGUUGAACUGAAACCAAAUCGUGUAGGGUUUGCAUGUGUGUGUGUGUGUGUGUGUGUGUGUGUGUGUGUGUGUGUGUGUGUGUGUGUGUGUGUGUGUGCGUGUGUGUGUGUGUGUGUGCGUGUGUGUGUGUGAUAUUUCUGUUCUCAUACAGCUGCUCACAAAUCAGUGUGAUGCCAGAUACACACAGUAUUAGUAUUUUGAUUUGAAGGCUGAUAUUUUUAUCGAAGCUGCCGACGGAUUUCCAAUAUUUUCAAAUUUAAAUUUAAUGUCAAAAUCAUUCAAAAAAAAAAAAAAAAAAAGAAGAAUUAUUUAGCGUUUAACCCUCAAAUUGCCUUCAUGUCAGGUUGAAAACACCUGGAUCAAUUCACUGUAAACCCAAACUAAUGUGGCUUACAGUUAACAGCCCUUCUAAAUCUAAAAGAGUGUUUUGACACAGCUGUGGUCGGAGAGGAUCUUCGUUUAUUUGCAAUAGAUGAUAUUUAGUCAGAGAUAGGUAUCAGCCCCACAUCUGAGUCGAACCCCGCUUUGUUACAUGUUGUUAAAUCACCUCUCAGAAGCCAGUUGACAGAUGUUUUUUGGAAACCAGCCAUCCUCUCCUGUCUGCAGUCUUUACGUGUGAGUUUGAAGUUUUACAGUGUGCCUAUUGUCUGAAUGAGCCAUAAGAAAAGGGAGCGCAGACAAGAGGAAAAAAUGUUUAUUCCAGUCAGAGUAGCAGCUCCUUUUCCCUCCGUGUGUGCGCGCACGUGCGCGUGUGUGUGUGUGUGUGUGCGUUGCCGCUCUCAUGGCCUCUCUCUCUAAAUGUUUUUGAUUUAAUUUGGUCCUUUCAUGCCUUUGAUUUUCGCAUAAUUACAUUUGACAAAAGAUGCAGUAAUGAGAUGACACUAUUACUACGUUCCUGAAGUAAUUUAGAUGUUUACAGUGUAAUUGAGAUAUGUUUCUGAAAUCAUUUAGAUAUAUUCCCCACUCGGUCUUUCCAGAUAGUAAAUUUUAAUUGAGCGGAGUAAUACAGGCUUGUGUGGCCGUCAUGCUGUAUUUUGUACAUUAGCAACUUUUGACCAAAAUCUUUUUUUUCCCCCCCUUGUUUAGUUAUAGAGCUCUAAGCUUAAAAAGAUAUAUAUUUUCCUUAAAUGUUCUAACUUCUCCCAGCGUUAAGACUUUGAUCAUCAGAAAUUCCUCUAAUAACCCCCAAUAUAGGUUAGUUGAAUGUUUGGCUUGGUGGAAAAUAAUAUGCACUAUUUACAAAGAGUCACCUUAGAGAGGAUGAUAUAUGAAAAUGAUUUUUAAUAAAAGAAGUAGUGUACAAUCCCACACAUGGGACCGGCUGCAUGUCACGACGGGCCUGAUGCUGCUCGGACACAGAGCGAGGGCAUGAAUCUGCUCGUCUUAAUUCGGAGCAAAUGCUUGUUGUUGACAGUAGGAUUUUAUUUGUUACCAAAAAAAAAAAAAAUACUGACUUCUUUUCCCAGCAUUCAUGCAAAAGAAACAUAAUAAAAAAAAAAACUGG
Scomber scombrus (Atlantic mackerel) is the source of this 4533-nucleotide messenger RNA. It is a transcript of the gene bcas3, whose product is annotated as BCAS3 microtubule associated cell migration factor. The coding region runs from base 86 to 2893 and encodes 935 amino acids. Gene Ontology annotation, biological process: response to starvation; autophagy. The record is from RefSeq and is a predicted model, not a curated record. Gene Ontology annotation, cellular component: cytoplasm. The transcript has 24 exons. Lineage: Eukaryota; Metazoa; Chordata; Actinopteri; Scombriformes; Scombridae. Gene Ontology annotation, molecular function: protein binding.